Molecule: messenger RNA, 2522 nt
Organism: Haliotis rubra (blacklip abalone)
Lineage: Eukaryota; Metazoa; Mollusca; Gastropoda; Lepetellida; Haliotidae
Product: carbohydrate sulfotransferase 11-like
Exons: 4
Coding region: 527-1519 (330 amino acids)
Biological process (GO): carbohydrate biosynthetic process
Cellular component (GO): membrane
Molecular function (GO): sulfotransferase activity
Source: RefSeq, a predicted model, not a curated record
AAGUUUUCAAAACGUCAAAAUAUCGGUUUUCGAUCAGCGUAUCGCAAUACUUAUCGUUUUCAUGUCUGAACCGUUAAAUAAAGGUAAACCGGUAAUAUUGCGCAGCCCUAGUUGUUGCGAACAGAACCAACACGCAUUCUAAAAGGGCUCUCCUUUAUCGCCACUGAAAUCAGACCCACAGAAAUCUCCUUCUGCUUAGAUUUAAGUUAGCCACGGCUGCAUACCCUCAACAUAUUCUAUUCAUGACAAACACGCAAGCAGGUCUACCAAGGUACUCGUAAAUGGCCUAUGAAAUGCCCUUUUAUCGUUCUGGUGAGGUCCCAUCCAUCAGUAGAGCAUAGCACAAUAGGUAUAAAGCAUCACCUAGAUCUCACCUGGAAGAUAGGAAAAUAGACCCGGCGCCACCCCGCAGUCUGUACUGGUCACUGAAACGGUCAAAUGGACAUGGGGCAUCGCGGCGAGUUGAGGUCGGACUUGGGUAAGAUGGACGCGCUGUGACGACUGGUACCGAAACCGGACUGUUCUAAUGAUGAGGCUCCAUCCCCGUCGUGCUGUCGUUGGAGUGCUGAUAUGCUUGGCGUUCAUGCUGAGCAGCGCCAUCAUUUCGAAGACGGACGACAGUGUGGUGGUCAUGCGCAAAGACAAGAAAGGUCACGUGACAGCGAAGUCUCCUUCUAAACCUGGUCCAAUGUCUGGAUCUCAUCCCAGUACAAAGGAUGAGUACUGCGAAGAGAAACAAUACGACGACAUCGUGAACCCAGCAAUGUUCAAACAGUUUUUGGUUGACGACAAAUACAAGAUCAUAUACUGCCAGGUACCCAAGGCUGCUUGCACCAACUGGCGGAGGAUGAUGUUGAUGCUGACGGGGAAGAUGAAUGCAACGGACCCUUUUAAGCUGAGAUCCCCCCUUGUCCAUGGAGUAUACGACCGUCAUUUGACCCAUCUCAAGGACAUGACACCAGACCAGAUCAAAUAUAGGUUGAAACAUUAUUACAAGUUCAUGUUUACCCGUGAACCUUUUGAACGUGUACUCUCAGCCUUCAGGAACAAGUUCCAAGGCAAGAACGUCAAUCAGUUCUUUCAGAAUCAUUACGGAAAGAACAUCAUGAAACGAUUCAGGACUAAAGGUCAAACAGGCGUUAAAUUGACGUUCUAUGAAUUUGUGCAAUAUCUGAUAGAUUCUUCAAGGUCGGAACCGUUUAAUGAACACUGGGAAAGGAUCGUAGAUUUGUGUCACCCCUGCAAAGUUAAAUAUGAUUUCAUUGGAUCCUAUAGUAACAUUGGUGCAGAUUCCGCUUUUGUGUUGAAAAGGAUUGGAGCCACCCAUCUGAAGUUUCCCGACCGUUCUGUGACGUAUAAACAUAGUGGCACGGAACAGUUAUUGUACCAGUAUUACCGUGAAAUCCCCCCUGGCCUUCUGGAUCAGCUCUUUCAGGUGUAUUAUUCCGAUUUUCUUAUGUUUGACUACCGAGUUCCGGACGCCUUGAGGAACCUGACUCAAUGGCGUUUCGGUUUCUAGACGACUAAAAUCGUUACACCGGACCAGGAAGAUAUUAAGUGUGAAGUAUUGUCCAUAUCUGGAAUAUGAACAAAAGACUUUACCUAUAAGUGUUCCGGUCGUGGAAAUGUAUUGUUCAUAUCUGGAAUAUGAAAAAAGACCCUAAAUCAACAAGCUGUAAGUGUUCCGGGUCUCGGGAAUGUAUUACUUUCGAUAUGUGGAAAAUCAAACUUCGAUCCCAUGGCAAUAAUGCAGAAGUGUUUUUGCUCAUGGAGUUAAAUGACAUGAACCUUACACCCGAUGUCAAGUAUGCAUGUAAACGUCUUCCGACAAGUUAUGGGUGCAAUAUAACUGUAAACGCCACGAAACAAGCAACUGGCAAUCUGUUUUCGAGAUCUUCAGUCGAAUGAUACCAGUGUUGACAGGCACAGUGGUAUUCGGCCGUAUGGAUAUAUAUUGUGUGUCAGUCAUGAGAGGACUUUAGAUCACAUUCAACCGUGUAGAAAUCCUGGGUUCGUGGAGUGUAUUAUUUUCCAUUUUGAAUUGAUACCCUUUGAUAAACAUCUUCUGUUCUAGGUGGCAUAUAUCAGUACACGUCUGGAAUAUAAACCCGAAAGUCUUUUCGUCAUGAAGCCAAAUGACACCGUCACUACCACUUGCAAGCCUCGCUGGUUGGUUUCUGACGGUCUGUUAUUUGACGCAGUUUUUAUUCCAAUAGAACACGCUGUUUAUCGUUAUUCAAGGGAAACACGUUACUAUAUUUCAAAAGAGAAAUCGUCAAAUGAAAGCCAAUGGAAGAGAAGGCAUUUCUUUCUGGUAUUUCUUGAGGUCCGAAUUCAAAGACAAUUUUAUUUUUCUCGGGAAAUCUUACAGUUUCACCAAGAUGUAUAGAUUAUAUACUACCCAUUAUCUUGUCCAAUACACAUCAUAAGCCAGUCAAUAAACUGUGCUAUUAUAAUUUUAUCCGAAGUGCAAUAACAUACAAUUCAUGUAUAUCUUUAGAAUGAAUAAAGUGUUAUGUCAA